AUGGAAGGCUUAGAAACUAAAAAGAGGAUUUUAAUUUGUGGAGGAGGGAUAGGAGGAUUUGCUUUAGGUCAGUAUCUUCACCAGUACAGAAGUAAAGAGUUUGAUUUUGAUAUAAUUGAAAAAGAUGUUGAAUUUAGUUCAAGAAAAUAGGGAUACUCAUUAACCAUAUAAAAGAAUGGAUAAAGAGUUUUAGAGUUAAUUAAUAAAUUAAAGGAUUUUGAAGAAUGCGUAAAAAAAGGUAUUGCUUUAAAAGGCAGAGGGUAAACUCGUUAUAGUAUGAUUGAUGGUUCUUUAAUUUCACAAUCUAACGAAUAAAAAAAGGACUUACACUAUUACAUUCCAAGGUAAGAAGUUAGGAGAAUAUUGUUGGAGGGUAUUGAAAGUAAAGUAAAGUGGGGUUAUUGGGUUAAUUCUUUUACCAUUUAAGAGGAUGAAAAGAUAGAGAUUUAAUUUUGUUGCUAAAAUUAAGAAGUAAAUCCAAAAAAAGAACUCUAUGAUUGCUUAGUUAACUGUGAAGGGUUAUAUUCUAGAAUCAGAACAACCUUAUUAGGAAAGGAAGACUUAGUUUACUUAGAAACUAUAAUGAUAAAUGGCAUUAUAGAGAAUACAGAUGAAUACUAUAAAGAAAAUAGAUCUUAUAUCUAUGAAGGAGAUAAACAAAUCAGAUUAUUUUUUAAGCCAUAUUAAAGAGGAUAGCUUAUGUGGUAAUUAACUGUAUCUCUUAACUUAGAAUAAGCUAUAAAUAUAACCAAGUAAAACCCUUCAGAAUAAUUAAGUUAUGCACUUAAAUGCUUAGAGAAAAUGAAUGAUCAACCAAUCUUUAACAUGAUUUAAAAAACUUCUCUUGAUUUAAUUAGAUGUGGGCUUCUUUAAACAAGAGAACCAAUAACUGCAACUGAUUUUACUAAUUUUUAAUCAGUGACAUUUUUGGGAGAUUCUGCACAUCCCAUGCCUCCUUUUAAAGGUUAAGGAGCAAAUUAAGCUCUUGAAGAUGCUGCAGAUUUAGGGAGAAUUAUUACACCUGAUAGAAUUACAGAGAGUCUAAGAGUUUUUGAAAGGUCAAUGUUCAAAAGGGCUAAUUAUUACUAAGAAGAAUCUGUUAAUAGAGUAAAAGAUUUUCAUGAAUCCAAAGAUGAGUGA
Messenger RNA from Tetrahymena thermophila SB210, 1140 nucleotides. Its product is annotated as FAD-binding monooxygenase. The transcript has a single exon. NCBI's taxonomy places the organism in Eukaryota, Ciliophora, Oligohymenophorea, Hymenostomatida, Tetrahymenidae. The record is from RefSeq and is a predicted model, not a curated record. Gene Ontology annotation, molecular function: FAD binding.